Aspergillus steynii IBT 23096 is the source of this 1717-nucleotide messenger RNA. RefSeq lists its product as uncharacterized. The transcript has a single exon. The record is from RefSeq and is a predicted model, not a curated record. NCBI's taxonomy places the organism in Eukaryota, Fungi, Ascomycota, Eurotiomycetes, Eurotiales, Aspergillaceae. Bases 201 to 1577 code for a protein of 458 amino acids.
CACUGCUGGUCAGCGGUGCCGUCGGGGCUAAGAAGGGUCGGCCGGCCUCAUUGCCCCAGUUUUCUUUCAUACUCUCGAAACUCCUCCUGCUCUACGGCCCCAACCAGCCUCUUCUUCCCUACGCGAGAAGCGCGAUCCCGUUGAAACCACCGCAUUCGGCCAGACCAGACCAGACCAGACACACCCCUUUGUUAGACGCAAUGUCGACGGUAUUAUUCUCCCAAGGCCAGGAGCGCCGCCUACAAUCCCCUCCACUCGGCGCAUCCUCCCAUCACCAGGAUCCUUUGGUGUAUAUUGAUCGUCAAGCAAAACACCUUGAACGUAAUCUACAGGCUCUUAUCGACGCGCAAAGCGAAGGUCUCCUCGCUGGGCUCAAGGGGCCGGGAGAAGAUAGCUCCCUGUCCGGCGAGAGUCGUACUCCCAGCUCAGGGUUCAACAACGCAGAAGGUCCUUCAACAGUUCCGAUCAGACAACCCGCCGCCAAAAAGAUCAGCCUACGGGCAGCGCGGGAAGGGAUCUUUCGAUCCAUCUCCGACUUGCUGAAACUGAGAGAGGAGGAGCGAGAUGUACUCACCACUCGUGUCGAUGAACGACAAGAUGCGCUCCAACAGAUCGAUGUAUUUGACACCAAACGAGGCGGGUUAGAAGGGGCAAUAUCUACUAUACAUAAUGAUGGGGAAAGUCAACGCUCCAGGGAGCUGCGAGAUGAAGGCCACCAGCUUGAGUCGGACAUCCAUGAAAUGGAGACUCGGUUGUCACAAAUGAAGGCGAGACAGAGGCAGGUUACCCAAGAACUUUCGCAACUGGAGAAUAAAGUGGAAUCCAAGUUGUCGUCUUACCAAGCAUCCUUGGCCUUGCUGGAAUCCGACAUUCGCAAAUUCCUUCAGCACCCUCCGAUCCUACCCCAGCCAACUAACAAUGGCCGCCAAACAUUCUAUUCGUUGAAUCACAAACGUCGAACCCUUCACAUGGCUCAAGACCAUUGGACAGCGGAACAAACAAGAUUUCAAAAGCGUCAAAAUGAAGUCGAUGCCGAAAUAGAGGCACUUGAGGAGGGAGGUGGCUUGUGGAAGCGUGUCGUUAAAGAGGUCACGGGGUUUGAAAAAAGACUCAAGACCGCAAUGCACCGCUCCAUCACGAGGCAGUCCCAGCUCCUGGCGCCCGAUGGACCUUCUGGAAGCAGAUCCGAAGAUGAGCAGGCGCGGGUUAUCCUGGAUGAUCUGAGCAAUACAACAGACCGUGUGGAACAAUUCUUGGAACUGGCAGAUGAGAAAGACUGGAGACUCCUUGUUUGCUGCAUUGGGGCAGAACUUGAAGCACUACGGGAAGCAAGGGAAAUGCUGCUCGGCGUCUUCAACGUAUCUGAAGAAGAUCUGUGGCCGUCUUCUGAUCGAGAAGAGCCCCGGAAAAAUCGCCAUGACGAUGACAAUGACUCCCAAGCUGACCCUCUUGGUGUCGACAAUCCCGAGCCUCCUGCUGAUUUACUUAGGGAUGCGGAGGAUCAUUCGCACGAUGCAGUCUCUAGAUCCGGGGAUGACGAAGAUCCAGAUCCUGCCUGGCUUCUGCCUGAGUCCUGAUACAUAGUUUUCAUAGAAGGUAAAAGUAUCUUCUUUGAAGAUACACCAACGCAACGCGAAACAAUAUUGAUAAGCAUAGCGCGGGGUUAAUGGGAGACAUUAUUCUAUACUAAACAAUUCAUUACACUUAUUUCCAAAAC